UCGACUGCUCCUUCCUCCCACCAUGGCCAUCAUCAAUUGGGGGCAGGCAGUACGACCAGGAGUUGCUGUUGCUGACAAAACCAUCCAACUACUGCUCAACUCUACUUGCGUGCGUGGCAAUGGCGGCAGGCAGGACUUCUCAGGAGAGGGGAGCCUGAGAGCCGUCAGACGGCACGAGGGAGAAAGCAGCAAGAACCUUUGGCCUUGGCCUUCCCUUCCCAUUGCAAAGCAGCACCUGGACUCUCCUCUGCCAGCCUCGAUGCUGCAUCCGUGGUGCCUCCUCCUCCUCCUCCUCCUCCUCUGCCUGCCGCUCGCCACCGCCGCCUCCUCCGACGCCGCGCUCCUCCUCGCCAAGGUCAGGCCCGCGCUUCAGGGCCACGGCCGGAGCCCCAACGCCCAGCUCGCCACCUGGAACGCCUCCACCCCGCUCUGCCUCUGGCGCGGCCUCCGCUGGGGCUGGUCCGACGCCCGCCCGAUCCGCUGCGACACCGCCGCCGCGCGCGCCAACCUCUCCCUCGCCCACGACCCCUCCCUCCUCCUCGUCUCCAUCCACCUCCCCGCCGCCGCCCUCGCCGGCACCCUCCCGCCCGACCUCGGAGCCUUCUCUGCCCUCGCCUCCAUCUACCUCGCCGCCAACCAGCUCACGGGUCCCGUACCGCUCGACCUCGGCAACGCGCCCGCGCUCUCCGCGCUCGACCUCUCCGCCAACCGCCUCUCCGGCCCCCUCCCCACCUCCAUAUGGAACCUCUGCGACCGCCUCGCCGACCUCCGCCUCCACGGGAACGCUCUCGCGGGCACCGUCCCCGCGCCAGCCGGCCCCAACACAACCUGCGACGGCCUCCGCGUCCUCGACCUCGGUGCCAACCGCUUCUCCGGCGGAUUCCCCUCCUUCCUCACCGCCUUCCGGGGGCUCCGGCGCCUCGACCUCGCCGCCAACCGUUUCCAGGGGCCCAUCCCGGAUGCCCUCGCCGGGAUGGACCACCUCCAGGACCUCGACCUCUCCUGCAACAACUUCUCCGGCCAGCUGCCCCCGACCUCCCCCCGAUUCGCGGAGGCCGCCUUCCUGGGCAACCACCCUUCGCUGUGCGGCCCGCCGCUGCGCAACCAGUGCGUGUCCUCCUCCGGCCUCAGCUCCCGCGGCGUCGCUGCCAUGGUCAUUGGCCUCAUGGCCGCCGCCGUCGUCCUCGCCUCCGUCUCCAUCGGCUGGGCCCAGGGGAGGUGGAGGCGGCGGCGGGAUAAUGCCGACGCCGACGCGCAAGGAGGGGAUGACUCUGAGGCCGCCGCCGCCGCCGAUGGCCAAGAGGGCAGCAGGCUGCUGGUAUUCGAGGGCGGCGAGCACCUCACGCUGGAGGAGGUGCUCAACGCCACCGGCCAGGUGGUCGACAAGGCCGCCUACUGCACCGUGUACAAGGCCAAGCUCGCCAGCGGCGGCGGCAGCGUCGAGCUGCGCCUGCUCCGGGAGGGCUGCUGCAAGGACACCGCCUCCUGCGCGGCCGUCGCGCGCCGCAUCGCCCGCGCGCGGCACCACAACCUCGUGCCGCUCAGGGCCUUCUACCACGGCCGGCGCGGCGAGAAGCUGCUGGUCUACGACUACUUCCCGCGCACCCGCACGCUGCACGGCCUCCUGCACGAGCAGCACGACGGAGGCGAGGGCCGCCCGCCGCUCACGUGGCCGCGGCGCCACAAGGUCGCGCUGGGCGCCGCGCGCGCGCUGGCGUACCUGCACGCCGGCCAGGGCGAGGCGCACGGCAACGUGCGGUCGUCGAACGUGCUCGUGGACGACCUCUUCGUGGCGCGGCUGGCGGAGCACGCGGUGGACCGGCUGCUGGUGCCGGCGGCGGCGGAGGCGGUGCCGGCGGCGGCCAAGGCGGACGGCUACAAGGCGCCGGAGCUGCACUCCAUGAGGAGGUGCAGCGCGCGCACGGACGUGUUCGCCUUCGGGAUCCUGCUGCUGGAGCUGCUCAUGGGAAGGAAGCCGGCGGCGGACCUGCCGGCGGCGGUGAAGGUGGCGGUGCUGGAGGAGACGGCGCUGGAGGAGGUGCUGGACGCGGAGGUGGUGAAGGGGCUGCGCAUGAGCCCCGCGGAGGAGGGGCUGCUGCAUGCGCUGAAGCUAGCGAUGGGCUGCUGCGCGCCGGUGGCGGCGGCGAGGCCGACCAUGGCGGAGGUGGUGCGGCAGCUGGAGGAGAGCCGGCCCAGCAGGACCCUGGGGCCGCGGUCGGCGCUGUACAGCCCGGCGGAGAGCAGGAGCGACGCCGGCACGCCCAACACCGCCGCCUAGCAAGCUUCAUCUUUCUCAUCAGAGCGAGCUUGGGAGCGAUGAAACUGUACUCGUACUGGCUAUAAGCUAGGAGUAUGUAUGUAACUCCCUCUGGAUGUACGGUAUCAUGUAUAAUUUGGAUGAAUUGAACUAAACGAAGAUAAAAGUUUAUUAAUUAGUUUGCUUUAUUA
Molecule: messenger RNA, 2448 nt
Organism: Panicum virgatum (switchgrass)
Lineage: Eukaryota; Viridiplantae; Streptophyta; Magnoliopsida; Poales; Poaceae
Product: putative kinase-like protein TMKL1
Exons: 1
Coding region: 23-2278 (751 amino acids)
Biological process (GO): protein phosphorylation
Molecular function (GO): protein binding; ATP binding; protein kinase activity
Source: RefSeq, a predicted model, not a curated record